AUGGCCAUCUGGGUUGUCAAGCAGGUCCUGUUAUCAAUAGGCAUCAUCUCCACUGUCCUCAUGUUGAAUCCAAAAAUCUCUUACACGUUCAGCCUCUUAUGUUAUGGUAUUCCAAGCUUUUGUGCGUGGUUGAAAAUCUGGUUGUCUCCCCCUUAUGCUUACAUUAUUAUCAAUUUCAUUCUCAUCCUCAUCAUUAUCAUUGCAUCUUCAUUUUCAUCUUCUCCAUCUUCAUCUUCCUCCCUUAUAGAGGAAUUCACUGCACUGGACUACUCCUCCCUUGUAGAGGAAUGCACUGCACUACUGGACUACUCAUCAGUAAAAGAUGUUUUGUUAGAGGUCUCCGGUGAUGAGGAAGCGCCUGUGAAAACCUCCAUGGUGAUGGACGACAGUCGCUGGAACUGCAUUGCCGAAGAGACAGCGGUGAAAUUGGAGAGCAGAGCAGUUGUUCCAUGGCAAAAUGAAAGCCUAGAGGCGACAUGGAAAGCGAUCGUGGAGGAACAUGGGAUUCCAGCCACACGGCACCUCAGGAAGAGCGAGACAUGGGAUGUGCCACCAUCAUGUGGUAAUGGAAGCAGCAGCUUGGCCCCCAGGGAGAGGGAGAUGAGGAAGUCCAGCACUUUUGUGGAAGCAAGGUCAUCGUUCAGGGAGACUCAAAUUCCAAAUCUGAGGAAGGAUGAAUUGCUAAGUCAUGAUGAGUUGAACAGAAAAGUUGAAGAAUUCAUUCAAAAGUGUAGGAAUCAGAUGCGACUGGAGAGAGUUGAAUCAGAUCAACGCCUUAUGGAUAUUCUCAAUGGAGGAGUGUGA
This is a messenger RNA of Vitis riparia (riverbank grape), 804 nucleotides long. RefSeq lists its product as uncharacterized. Bases 1 to 804 code for a protein of 267 amino acids. NCBI's taxonomy places the organism in Eukaryota, Viridiplantae, Streptophyta, Magnoliopsida, Vitales, Vitaceae. The transcript has a single exon. The record is from RefSeq and is a predicted model, not a curated record.